GUAGAACAUACCUAACAUAUUAUACAACGCCAAUCACACCCAUCUCAGGUCACACAGUAACAAGAAAGACAUGGUUUUCACAGCUUCAUCAUGUAUGCUAAUGAGCUAGGGUUUGGCUGUUAUAUAAAUCACACAUUGGGCAUUAUUCGGGCACUUGGAGAACCUCUCUCAUCCAAUAUGAAAGGAUUUACUCUGCUCCUGGCAAGUCUGGCCUUAUGGUUUAAUCCUGGUAAGAAUCUGGAUUCUUUUUAAAAAAAAAUCUUUUUACAAAUUGUUUGCCUUAUUUGUUUGCACAAUUCUAGAUUUUUAACUUGUUUUCAUGUAGUUUGUCUCCGUACUGUGUCGUGAUUUCAUAAUUUAACCUGAGGGGGUUGCUUGUCAUUGCAGUGUAUUUCCUGAAAAAUGAAUCUUUUGUUUCUCCAGCAUAAUUAGAAAUUAAAUUGUGAAUUGACAGGAAUUCAGAGGGAAUUUAAAAUGCUUCAAACUGAGGCCAAACUGAUAACGGCUGACUGGGAGAUUGUACUGAUUGGCUAUAACUGAGGCCCAGGCCCGGACUGGCCUUCGGGCAUACCGGGCAAAUGCCCGGUGGGCCGCGAUGGCCGUGGGGCCGAGGCAGGCAGGGAGAUCACAGGAUCUCCCCGGCCGGCCCCUGCAGGAUCAGCGCUAUCCGAGCGCCGGCCCUGCUAUGUGCCUCCAUGGGCCGGUGGGGAGAUCAAAGAUCUCCCUCACCAGCCCAGAGGUAGUGUUACAGGCGGCCGCAGGCUGUGGACGGAGGGAGGCAGGGAUGAGAGAGGACCGGCGGAGCUCUAACCAGCAGCUCCGCCGGGUCCUCUCGCGGGAUUCUGAGCGUUGCCGCGGUUACCGUUACCGCGGCAACGCUCAGAUCUCGCGAGAGUGAACUCUAACCCACGGGUUAGAGUUCCCUCUCACCACUGGACCACCAGGGAAGGCAGCAUGGCUCCCCACCCCCCAGGCAGAAUGGAUCUCCUCCCCCCCCACUUCCCCUCCCAGGAUAAUAAAAAAAAAAAUGUAAAUUUAAAUAAAAAAUACAUUCACUCACACACACAGCACCCAGACACAGCACCCAGACAAACACAGACACACACAGCACCCCCAGACACACAUAGCACCCCCCAGACACACACAGCACCCUCAGACACACACAGCGCACCCAGACACACACAGCACCCAGACAUAGCACCCCCAGACACACACAGCACCCAGACGCAAGCACCUCCCAGACACACACAGCACCCCAGACACACAGCACGCAGACACACACAGCGCCCUCCAGACACACCAUGGCACCCCAGAAACACACAAACACCCAGACACACACAGCACCCCAGGUGCUUUACCGACAUGCACAGCACCCCAGACGCUUUUAGCGCCCUCAGACACACACAGCACCCAGACACACGCUUGUUUUAGCACCCCAGACACGCACGCCCAGACGCAGCACCCCAGACGCACACAGCACCCCCAGACACACACAGCGCAGACACACACAGCGCCUCAGACACACAGCGCACCCGAACACACACAGCGCUGAACACACACAGCGCAGACACACAGCACCCAUACACACAGCGCAGACACACACAGUGCCCAGACACACACACACAGCACCCAGACACACACAGCACACCCAGACACACACAGCACACCACAGCACCCCAGACACAGCACCCAAACUCACACUGCACCCCCAGACCGACACAGCACCCCCAGACCGACACAGCACCCCCAGACACACACAGCACCCCCAAACACACACAGCACCCAGACACACACAGCACCCUCACACACACACACAGCACACUCACACACACACAGCACACUCACACACAUAUACAGCACACACAUAUAUAUAUAUAUAUAAAAUAACCCUCAGUGAGUUAACAGACAAAGAAAAUUAGAAACCUAGAAUGUGACAGCAGAUAAAAACACCCUCACACACAGCACCCCUCUUACAUACACACACUGCGCCCCUCACACAUACAAUAAGUCCAUAUAUAUAUAUAUAUAUAUACAUACACACACACACACUACAGCACCCCUCACACUGCACCACUACACACAUUACACUCCAGAUACACACUAGAUCCCUUACCCUAUAUGCACUCUUAAUCCUCUAUACACACACACACACACACACACUGGGUCCUUUACACAGUAGAUCUCCUACACACACACACACUACAUUCCUUGUCAGCAAACACAUACAACAUUCUCUAAACACACCCUCUCUGCAACCCCUACACACACUACUUCACCUAUACACACACACUUCAGCCCGUAUGCACACACUCGCUGCAUCCCCUAUAAAACUAUGCCCCCUAUACACACACUCUCUACAGCCCCUAGCCACACAUAUUACACCACAAACACAAAUUAAAUUGACCUAUUUACACAAUACCACACCACACCACACUCUACACACACGCAAUCCCACAAGCAGGCUCCAAACACAUGCACCAUACACUUUCCUGGCCCUUUUGUCCUCUGGUAUCCCACUUGUGGAGACACCAGAGACAAUUUAAAAGCAAACACAGCACAAGCAUGUUAUUAAAUUUGCUUGUGGUGCGCAGAACAAAUACAGGGCCUUUUUCUAAUGCUAGAGCUCUUCAGCGGGGCUCUGCGCAUUGAACCAACAUGCUCACUUUCAGAGGGGGCGUGCUUGUCAUUAGUGAUGACAAAACACACACUCUCUGGCCCCGCCCCCUUCUUAGGGGGCUGCUCUGAUUGAAAAAUGCCCGGGCCUAAUUUUUUUCCCAGUCCGGCCCUGCUGAGGCCAGACUGACUGGGAGAUUGUAUUGAUUGGCUAUAACUGAGGCCAAACUGAUAACGGCUGAAUGGGAGAUUGUACUGAUUGGCUAUAAUUGAGUCCAAGCUGAUAACGGCUGACUGGGAGAUUGUACUGAUUGGCUAUAACUGAGGCCAAACUGAUAACGGCUGACUGGGAGAUUGUACUAAUUGGCUAUAAUUGAGUCCAAGCUGAUAACGGCUGACUGGGAGAUUGUACUGAUUGGCUAUAACUGAGGCCAAACUGAUAACGGCUGACUGGGAGAUUGUACUAAUUGGCUAUAAUUGAGGUCAGAGCUGAUAGCGGCUGACUGGAGAUUGUACUGAUUGUUAUAAUAAUUGGGUCAGCUGAUAUGACUGACUGGGAGAUUGUAUUGAUUGGCUAUAGCGGUGGAAACUGAUAUGACUGACUGAUUGUACUAAUUGGCUAUAAUUGAGUCCAAGCUGAUAACGGCUGACUGGGAGAUUGUACUAAUUGGCUAUAAUUGAGUCCAAGCUGAUAACGGCUGACUGGGAGAUUGUAUUGAUUGGCUAUAACUGAGGCCAAACUGAUAACGGCUGAAUGGGAGAUUGUACUGAUUGGCUAUAAUUGAGUCCAAGCUGAUAACGGCUGACUGGGAGAUUGUACUGAUUGGCUAUAACUGAGGCCAAACUGAUAACGGCUGACUGGGAGAUUGUACUGAUUGGCUAUAAUGAGCCAAACUGAUAACGGCUGACUGGGAGAUUGUACUGAUUGGCUAUAACUGAGGCCAAACUGAUAACGGCUGACUGGGAGAUUGUACUAAUUGGCUAUAAUUGAGUCCAAGCUGAUAACGGCUGACUGGGAGAUUGUACUGAUUGGCUAUAAUUGAGUCCAAGCUGAUAACGGCUGACUGGGAGAUUGUACUGAUUGGCUAUAACUGAGGCCAAACUGAUAACGGCUGACUGGGAGAUUGUACUAAUUGGCUAUAAUUGAGUCCAAGCUGAUAACGGCUGACUGGGAGAUUGUACUAAUUGGCUAUAAUUGAGUCCAAGCUGAUAACGGCUGACUGGGAGAUUGUACUGAUUGGCUAUAACUGAGGCCAAACUGAUAACGGCUGACUGGGAGAUUGUACUGAUUGGCUAUAAUUGAGUCCAAGCUGAUAACGGCUGACUGGGAGAUUGUACUGAUUGGCUAUAACUGAGGCCAAACUGAUAACGGCUGACUGGGAGAUUGUACUAAUUGGCUAUAAUUGAGUCCAAACUGAUAACGGCUGACUGGGAGAUUGUACUGAUUGGCUAUAAUUGAGUCCAAACUGAUAACGGCUGACUGGGAGAUUGUACUGAUUGGCUAUAACUGAGUCCAAACUGAUAACAGCUGACUGGGAGAUUGUACUGAUUGGCUAUAACUGAGGCCAAACUGAUAACGGCUGACUGGGAGAUUGUACUGAUUGGCUAUAACUGAGGCCAAACUGAUAACGGCUGACUGGGAGAUUGUACUAAUUGGCUAUAAUUGAGUCCAAGCUGAUAACGGCUGACUGGGAGAUUGUACUGAUUGGCUAUAACUGAGGCCAAACUGAUAACGGCUGACUGGGAGAUUGUACUGAUUGGCUAUAACUGAGGCCAAACUGAUAACGGCUGACUGGGAGAUUGUACUGAUUGGCUAUAACUGAGUCCAAACUGAUAACAGCUGACUGGGAGAUUGUACUGAUUGGCUAUAACUGAGGCCAGACUGACUGGGAGAUUGUACUGAUUGGCUAUAACUGAGGCCAGACUGACUGGGAGAUUGUACUGAUUGGCUAUAACUGAGGCCAAACUGAUAACGGCUGACUGGGAGAUUGUACUGAUUGGCUAUAACUGAGGCCAAACUGAUAACGGCUGACUGGGAGAUUUACUGAUUGGCUAUAACUGAUGCCAGACUGACUGGGAGAUUGUACUGAUUGGCUAUAACUGAGGCCAAACUGAUAACGGCUGACUGGGAGAUUGUACUGAUUGGCUAUAACUGAGGCCAAACUGAUAACGGCUGACUGGGAGAUUGUACUGAUUGGCUAUAACUGAGGAUAACCUAAUAAUGACUGACUAAGAGAUUUUUUUUGCUUGGCUAUUGCUUGGCUAUAUUUUCCCAACAUGUAAACUUCACUUUGCAUUUGGGACAGUUCACACUUUUAUCAACAGACUUGCAAAACGUUAGCAUGAUUAACACUAUGAUGUCUGAGUAUCAUGUAAUGGGAAAGCUGGAAAAAAUAUUUGAUGUUCUGAUAAAUUUCGAGUUUUUACCCCCAAAAAUUCUUUAUUUUGGAUAGUGGAUUUGAAGUUAAAUUAUUAUAAAUUUUCCAGUGAGAAGUAUUUGUAGUUUUCAGUUUCAGACAGAACAAUGUUUCUGUUUACACAAUGAACAUGAUCUGAGCUGCCAACUGAUCCUCUAGAACAGGGGUAGGCAACCUUCGGCACUCGAGAUAUUGUGGACUACAUCUCCCAUGAUGCUUUGCCAGCAGUAUGGUUGUAAGAGUAUUGUGGGAAAUGCAGUCCACACAUGUAGUUCCGCCACUGACAGGAAUUAUGGAGUAAAUCAACUCUCACCUUUAGGCAGGAAUCGUAAAAUAAUGAAAGUGAUUAAAACAAGCAUAUACGAGAUCUGUAAACCAAUGUGCAAACGAGAAAUUAAAUGGAAUUAAAUAAAACCGUUUAAUAAAGAAAUAAUUAUAAAAGAUCACACUACAAAAUGUAUACAGUUAUUAUUUUUACCAUCUGGCCUCUCAUAUUAAUAGCUGUAUGAAAACCUUCAAUAAUAGUUCAUCUUAACAUUUUAUUUUAUUUUUUUAGCUGCGUCAUUAAGUUGUUUUUUCUGUCCGAAUCAAACUGAUGCCGUAAACUGUACAAGAAUAAAAGAAUGCCCCGUUGGUCAAACGAUCUGCAAAACUACAGAAUAUAGUAAACGGAACGGUGAGUAUAUUACUUGUUCCUAUAGAUAUAAAGACAUUAUACGCUAAGCAAACAAGCAUAUCUUCCAUGCUAAAAAUCAAUAACCCCUCUAAUUGCACACAGAAGGACAAUAUCUUCACAUUUUCAUUGAUCACACAGCAUCUCAGCAUCAAUUACAUAAAUCAACCAAAUCAAAUGAAAAAAGCAGUUCACAUUAAAAGGGACACGCUAAGCACCAACAUAGCUUUAGCUUAAUGAAGGGGUUUUGGUGUAUAAAUCAAUUCCGUGUAGUUUAACUGUUCAAUUCUCUAGCAUUUAGAAGUUAUGUCAUUUUGUUUAUGCAGCCCUGGCCACACACCCCCCGGCUGUGACUCACACAGUCUCCCUACACAUUUCCUGUAAAGAGAGAUCUAAUGUUUAGAUUUGAAACUUUAUUGCACAUUCACAUAUAGCCCAACAUUAUGCAGACUGAUAGUAGUCCAGAAAAGAACAUGGAGGGUAGAGCAGUUAAUUUGUGCCUUUAGCCAAGAUAAUAUGAAAUAUGAAAGUUUUGUCUACUUAUUGGAUUAAAAAAAGUAAAAUUUUAAAGGACAAUUGCCACCUAAUAUAGUAAUACUUUCAUCGGGUUUUGAAAGGAAAUAGAUUUAUUUAAAAUUAACUAUAUGCAAAUAUAUGAUAAUUGAAACUGAUUAUGUUGUUUUCUUGUACUUUAGAAAAUCCAUAUUUGGUUAUUAAAGACUGUGCAGUAUCCUGCGUCCGUAAUAACAGUAACAGCGACAAUCCCAUAUAUUGCUGUACCAGUGAUUACUGUAACACCAGGGGACUCUACGGCAUUUGUUCGGGGACUGUGAAUUACCGCCAGGGGUUCCUGAUGUUUUUUAUUAGUGUAGCGGCAGCGCUGAUUGGAUCGCCACCGUUAUGAUCUCCGGUUCCCAUUUUGUCAGUACUGUAACAAAUUGAGAAAAAGUUCCUGUUGGCCAGAUACCGUUCGACAAAAACAAACCCAUUAUUUUUCAUUUCUCUAAUAUCUCUCAGCUAUAUCACAUUGACGUGUCAAUUCAUCUCCAAAAUAAAAAAUCCAAAAAAAGAAUGGAACAGUCACUCUGCGGCCCGUUGUGGUCAGGCUCCAGAUUUAAUUAGCACGUUGUCAGGACAGGGUCAACCCACACCACAGAUACAGUGACCAACAACAUAUAUUACCUGAUUCUUAAUCCACCUCCGAAAUGAAAUGCUUAUACAAUAAGUCCAACUGUUUAACAUCGCCUCAUUAGCAACUGGUCAUACUGACACUAAAUAUGUUCUUAGUUUAUUACCACAGAAACAUUAAAGGGGAAUGGUCACUUCUUUGGAAUUUGUACCAGUGAAUAAAACAUCGAAAAACACUGAUAACUUGAAUUAACCAUUGUUCUUUAAAAUAUGUAUUUAAUAUUUAGCAAAUUAUAUCAUAAUCCAGACAAGGCAAAUCCAGGACAUAGAUUGCUAAUGAAGGAGGCAGAGCUAAUCCUGGUGGGAUGCGGACCACCCAGGUGCGCUGUAGAUAGGCGGGGUUUGCAGCUCUAGGCUCUGCCCCCUUUCAGGUAGAUCCAGCCCCCGCACAAUCGUCACCGGAUGGCACAGGCAGCAAGGCCUGACGAGAGGGGCCAGGAUCUACCUGUAGGGGUAGAGCCUAACGCGGCACACUAAGCCUAUCUACAGAUGGAGGCGCCCAGUUGCAGGAUAAAAGGGUGUGUAUUUCUACAUUUGAUUUGAUUUUCGCAGCUCACACAUACAUAUUUCUUAAAUAAAGGGAUUAGAAAACAUAAAGUUAAAAUCCUGAGGAGCAGUUGUUCCCCCUUCUUACUGGAAAAUGCUUGCAAUCACAGGCACUCUGUCAAUUUCAGGAGUUGAAGAAACACUAUAGUGUUGGAAAUCCAAACAUGAAUUCCUUACACUAUAGAUUUAGACUACCUAUUAGGGUCCCAAGCUCCCCCUUUGAAUGGAGAAACAAGGUAUUUCACCUACUUUUUCUCCCUAGCUCAGUUUUGAUGCUCUCAGCCAAUCCAGAGGCUUUUGCGUAUGCAAAACGCUGCCCUUGCCAAUCAGCGUUUCCUCAUAGAGAUACAUUGCAUCAAUGUAUCUCUACGGGGAAACUUCAGAGUGUGGAGAUGCUGAACAUAGGUGCAGCAUACUGUACAGCACUAGGCUAGGAUGCAUCUAGUGGCCCUCUGAGUAACUGCAACUAGAGGUGUAACUAGGAAGUAAUGUAAACACUGCCUGUUUUUCUGAAAAGACAGUGUUUACAGUGCUAAGACUGCAGGGACAGACUACUAUAGUUGUUACUAUAGUGUACCUUUAAUAAAGGACUACCAUAUUCUGACUAUUAAGGUUGGACCUGCCCAUGAGGAUCCACACGAGAAACAUCAGCUUGUUCCUGAUCUAUCCUCUGCCACUUUACACGUAUCGCAUACUUCUGACAAUUAUUGUUUUGCUGUUAAAAAUUAAAGAAAAGGUGUAAAAAAUGUAAAUCUAAAUAUGAAAUAAAUUUGAUUAUUUA
This is a messenger RNA of Pelobates cultripes (western spadefoot toad), 8218 nucleotides long. The record is from the annotation of a GenBank genome assembly. NCBI's taxonomy places the organism in Eukaryota, Metazoa, Chordata, Amphibia, Anura, Pelobatidae.